CAAAAGCAGGGGCAGACUGAUAACUCAUGGGACCCCCGGGCAAUAGGGGAUCAUGGGGCCCCUGUGUCCUUGCCCAAACUCAAAGAAGCCUAUGAAAAAGAAACCAGGGGCAUCUCAUGGGGCCCCCUACUGACCCCCGGGCCCUCGGGCAGUGCCGAGUUUCCAAAUGGCCAGUCCGCCCCUGGUCAAAAGUGACCCCUUUUGGGUUUGAAUACAAUGGCCAAUGGCUACAUAUAACUUUCUCUGUUAUUUUCUGCCUUGCAUUCAUUAUCUUUUUUUAGCCUUUUCUCCUUUAUUUUAUUUUGUCCAUAUAGAA
Staurois parvus is the source of this 316-nucleotide messenger RNA. Lineage: Eukaryota; Metazoa; Chordata; Amphibia; Anura; Ranidae. The record is from the annotation of a GenBank genome assembly.